AUGGAUCUGAGGCCACCUUUGUUGCUCUUGCUGUGGACUUUUGUGCUGGCUCUGGAACUCCUGGUCGGGGGCGUGGUGGGCCAGCACCUCUACACCAACACCUGGGCUGUACGGGUCCCUGCCGGGCCAAAGGAAGUGGAAAGGCUGGCCCGCAAGCAUGGCUUUGUGAACUUCGGCCCGAUCUUGGAUGACUAUUACCUCCUGUGCCACCGAGCUGUGGCAAAGCGGUCGCUCUCCCCCCACAGAGCCUGGCACAGCUCCUUGAGCAGGGAGCCCGAGGUGCACUGGCUGGAGCAGCAGGUGGCAAGGGCGGAGAAAAGAGACCUGUUCCUGGAGCCGACGGACCCCAAGUUCCCGCAGCAGUGGUACCUGUCUAACGGGAACCAGCGAGACCUGAAUGUGCGGGAGGCCUGGCGGCAGGGCUGCACCGGGCGAGGCAUCGUGGUCUCCAUCUUAGACGAUGGCAUUGAGAAGAACCACCCGGAUCUAGAAGCCAAUUACGAUCCUGCGGCCAGCUUCGAUGUCAACGACCAGGAUUCGGAUCCCCAGCCGCGCUACACCCAGAUGAAUGACAACAGGCACGGCACGCGGUGUGCGGGUGAAGUGGCCGCUGUGGCCAACAAUGGCAUCUGUGCCGUGGGAGUGGCAUACAAUGCCAGGAUUGGAGGGGUGCGCAUGCUGGAUGGGGAGGUGACGGACGCUGUGGAAGCCCAGUCCUUGGGCCUCAACCCCAACCACAUCCACAUCUACAGCGCCAGCUGGGGCCCCGAGGACGACGGCAAGACGGUGGAUGGCCCCGCCCAUCUGGCCGAAGAGGCCUUCUACCGAGGUGUCAGCCAGGGGCGCAAUGGGCUGGGCUCCAUCUUUGUGUGGGCCUCGGGGAAUGGCGGCCGGGAGCACGACAGCUGCAACUGCGACGGCUACACCAACAGCAUCUACACCCUCUCCAUCAGCAGCACCACCCAGGCGGGGAACGUGCCCUGGUACAGCGAGGCCUGCUCCUCCACCCUGGCCACCACCUACAGCAGCGGCAGCCAGAACGAGAAGCAGAUCGUGACCACGGACCUGCGGCAGAAGUGCACGGAAUCGCACACGGGCACCUCGGCCUCCGCCCCCCUGGCCGCUGGCAUCAUCGCCCUGGCCCUCGAAGCGAACAAGAACCUCACCUGGAGGGACAUGCAGCACCUGGUGGUGAGGACCUCAAAGCCCGCCCACCUCAACACCAAUGACUGGGCCCUUAACGGGGUGGGCCGGAAAGUCAGCCACUCCUAUGGCUACGGCCUCUUGGACGCUGGGGCCAUGGUGGCGCUGGCCAAGAACUGGACCUCGGUGGGCCCCCAGCGGAAGUGCGUGGUGGACAUCCUCGUGGAGCCCAAAGACAUCGGGAAGCGGCUGGAGGUGCGCCAGCGGGUGGAGGCCUGCCGGGGGAAGGCCAGCUACAUCAGCCGGCUGGAGCACGUGCAGGCCCGCCUCACACUGUCCUACAACCGGCGAGGGGACCUGGCCAUCCACCUCAUCAGUCCCGCGGGCACCCGCUCCACGCUCCUGGCUGCCAGGCCCCAUGACUACUCAGCUGACGGCUUCAACGACUGGGCCUUCAUGACAACGCAUUCCUGGGACGAGGACCCAGUGGGGGACUGGGGGCUGGAGAUAGAAAACACCAGCGGCGCCAAUAACUACGGGACCCUCACCAAGUUCACGCUGGUGCUGUACGGGACAGCCACGGACCCCCCCAGCCUCCCCAACCAGUUUGAGAGCAGCGGCUGCAAAACACUGGCUACCGGCCAGGCUUGCGUGGUGUGUGAAGAGGGAUUCUACCUCCAUCAGAAGAGCUGUCUCAAGAUGUGCCCGCCUGCCUUCGCCCCUGGCACCGUGCCCCCACCUCUGGAGAACAGCCUCGACCCGCACCUGAGCCCCCGCCUCUGCGUGCCCUGCCACCCAUCCUGUGCCACCUGCGUGGGCCCCGGGCCCGGCCAGUGCUUGUCCUGCCCGGCCCACGCCCACUACAACGUCCAGGAGCAGACGUGCUCCCACCAGACCCAGAGCAGCCGGGCCUCGCCCGCCCUGCAGGACGGGGGGGCGCUCUUCACGCCCCCCUCCCACCUGCCCAUCCUGGUGGCCAGCCUGAGCUGUGCCUUCAUCGUCCUGGUCUUCGUCACCGUCUUCCUCGUGCUGCAGCUGCGGUCGGGACUGCGCCUCCGUGGGGUGAAGGUCUACUCACUGGAGAGCGGAGGCAUCGUGGCCUACAAGGGCCUUCCGUCCCACGCCUGGCAGGAGGGGCUGGAGGAGGAGGAGGAGGAAGGGGGGGAGCGGACUGCCUUCAUCAGAGACCAGAGUGCUCUUUGAUGAGCCUGCGGGCCCCCCCUCCGGCACAGCGGGGGGAGGCCGGCCGGGGGGCCCCAGAGUCUCCGUUUGCUCCCUCCCCCUCCUGGAGCCAAGCUGAGCCCUGCUGUCUGUGGGCGGAUGGAUGCUGCUGGAGCUGGCACUCAGUCGCCCCGUUCCGGUUUUAACUCACCAAAGUGUUUUUAAACUGGACCAGUUUGUCUGUCCCCCUUCUGGUGGGAGAGACGUGGGCAGGCAGGGGGCCACCUCCUGUCCUCUGGAGGGGAAGGAAGGUGGAGAGGAGCCAUAUUGGGAGGGGGAGGAAAGGCUGGAGAGCUUGUGACGCCCCCCCCCCCUUGGUGUGUCUUUGGCAGGCACCCGCUCCAGCCUCAGCUGCCCCCUGCCCUGCCAGCCGCUCACUGCUGGGGGCCGCCUGCUCCUCCUGGCAUGUCCUGGCCCCUGGCCCUGCUGCCUUGGGAGGGGGGCUGGGAGGAGGACUGCUGCACCUCUGGAGGAGCCCGGGCCUCCCUCCUGCCCUCCCUGCCUCUGCCCAAAGUCACUGGAGCUUCCAUCUUUCCUCAUGUGCCUUGUAGCCCGUCUCCUCUUGGACGACAGACAAUCUUCUGCUGGGCCUGGCCUCCUCCUCCUGCUGCUGCUGCUGCUGGACUCGCCCUCCUGCUGGACACACUGCUGCUGCUGCUGCUGCUGCAGUUGGGGGCGGUGGCGGCGGGGGCACAAAACAGGGGCUGCCCGGGACUCUUUUUCUAUAACGACUUUUUGGUGCACAAAAAUUUCUUGUAAUUUAAGCAAGGAGCCGAUUCCUGCGGCCAGAUUUUUUUUUAAUUUAAUGGAUGUGGAUAUAACGCUAGAGAGAUUAAAGUUUAUUAAAUGGUGGAACUAUGCAAA
This is a messenger RNA of Heteronotia binoei (common prickly gecko), 3228 nucleotides long. It is a transcript of the gene FURIN, whose product is annotated as furin, paired basic amino acid cleaving enzyme. Lineage: Eukaryota; Metazoa; Chordata; Lepidosauria; Squamata; Gekkonidae. The record is from RefSeq and is a predicted model, not a curated record. Gene Ontology annotation, biological process: peptide hormone processing. Gene Ontology annotation, cellular component: trans-Golgi network; Golgi membrane. Gene Ontology annotation, molecular function: serine-type endopeptidase activity.